Molecule: messenger RNA, 1281 nt
Organism: Aspergillus clavatus NRRL 1
Lineage: Eukaryota; Fungi; Ascomycota; Eurotiomycetes; Eurotiales; Aspergillaceae
Product: ankyrin repeat domain-containing protein
Exons: 1
Coding region: 1-1281 (426 amino acids)
Molecular function (GO): protein binding
Source: RefSeq, a predicted model, not a curated record
AUGGAACAAUUCGCAAGAUUCCGCUGCGAGAGAUUGGAGUUUAUAAAUCUAGAGCGUUUGAGACGGCCGCAGUAUCCCAUUCGACGCAUAUGUGUCCGACAACCUCGACGUAUUCUGGAAUCAAGACGGUUCCAUCGUACCCGCACGACCUCAGAUGACGGAACACAGCCAGCACCAGUCGAGGACAUCAUCCGGCACAUCUCAUCUCUGCCCGAACAAACUCUAGAGGUAAAUACCCGAGAUGGAAAUGGGCAAACAAUGCUUACCUGCGCUGCAAAAGACGGGAACACCGAUACUGUUUGGCUGCUACUGUCUAGAUCUGAUAUUAUAGCCCAGCCCCGUGACAAAUGGGGCAUGGUGCCGCUGUUGUACGCCGCUCGAUGCGGAAAGGUGCCUUUGAUAGACAUAUUUAUAUCAAGGAAUGACGUUGAUAUUGCCGUUGUCGAUGACUUGGGUCGGACUGCGUUAUCUCAUGCUUCAGAGUGCGGCCACGAGUCGGCUGUGAAGACGUUACUGACAAGAACCACCAUUGACAUUGAUGCGAUGGACAAAUCCAGAUGGACCGCUAUAGCCUGGGCGGUGAUGAAUGGGCAUGAGACCGUAGCUAGGUUAUUACAAGCCAAGGGCGCCACUAUCACUUUGAAAGACAAUUCCCUGAGAACAGUAUUGCAUUGGGCAGCAAUCAGUGGAGACCAUGCUAUUCUCCCACUAUUGAUUGCCCAGGGAGCUCAUCCUGACCAGAGAGACUCGGCUCAAGAAGCCGCAUUGAAUAUAGCGACGCGCUGUGGGCACAAAGAGUUUGUCAAAGUACUUCUUACUCAUAAUCCUUAUAUAGAUUUGGAAGGACCAUCCUCCAAAACGGCACUACAUCUUGCGGUGGAGCACAGGCAUGAAGACCUGGUCAGGAUUCUCCUCGCAAGCAACGCUAGUACAGAUCCUAAAGACUAUAAAUUGGCUCCACUACACUCAGCAGCAGCCAUGGGGGACGUGGAAAUCGUCAGGUUGCUCCUUGAGCAUGGGGCAGAUAUUAAUGCAAAAGCUAUCGCUCGUCUGACUCCAUUACAUCACGCUGUGAUGAACAAUCACGAGCAUGUGGUCAGCUUGUUACUCGCAAGAGGGGCAGAUAUUCGAUGUCAGAACACCUACGGGCAGAAGCCUCUGGACAUUGCAAUCUCGCAUAAGAGACAGCGGAUCGUUGAUUUAAUCCCUGGUCAGAGGCAGAGUAGUCCUUUGGACAAGCUUGGAGCUGCAUUGAAUGGCUUUCUGAAUUCGACACGUUAG